Messenger RNA from Scylla paramamosain (green mud crab), 730 nucleotides. It is a transcript of the gene ND-B14.5B, whose product is annotated as NADH dehydrogenase [ubiquinone] 1 subunit C2-like. The transcript has 3 exons. The record is from RefSeq and is a predicted model, not a curated record. Gene Ontology annotation, cellular component: mitochondrial inner membrane. The coding region runs from base 40 to 405 and encodes 121 amino acids. Lineage: Eukaryota; Metazoa; Arthropoda; Malacostraca; Decapoda; Portunidae. Gene Ontology annotation, biological process: mitochondrial electron transport, NADH to ubiquinone.
UUCCGUAGUCGAAAGGCAGACCACUAACAGCUGCAAGCCAUGGAAGUCGACACACGGACCGAGAUUAACCCCGCCGAUUACUUCAGUCCGGAUGCCCCUAUGCCGGACCUGGGUCUUUAUAGGAAACUCUGGUAUCCUGUUGGCAUGAGUUCCGCUGGUGUUGGUCUUAUAUCCUUCAUGAACGUGAUCAGCAGGAGGCCGGCCUUCAGCGGUAUUCAGCGGCACAUCAUUGCUGGCAGCGUAGGAUUGCUGUUGGGUAUUCAAGUGGACAGGUGGACAAGAAAGCAGGCAGCCAUCAGAGACAACAUCUACUACAACUACAUCCUGAGUCACCCUGAGGACUUCCCUCCUAUUGAGAGAAAGAAAUUUAGCGAGGUACUUGAGAAUUGGGUGCCUGCCCGCUAACCCUGCAUCAUUGGUGUCACCAGAAUCAGUGAAGAGUGAGGAUUUUUUUUGUGGUAUGCUGUAGCUUUGUUUAUCACCAAAGGACUCUCUUCUCUUUACUCAUUUUUCCUGUUUUAUAAAGUGUUCAGUUCAUACUCUGCAAUUUUUUUUCAAGUUAAACUUCUUACAAAAACUUAAGAAAUGUUUUGUCAGUUUCUUAUGAAAGUUUAUCAUAUGGGUGUAGAUGAUGUACUAAAGGCUUCUCAAGGCAGGGAUACUGUUGGGCAGGCUGUAUAAAAUUAUGGUAUGUAAAUAUAUAGAUAAAUAAAAAAUUGUAAUAAUUAAU